AUGAAGGAAACAAACCAGCAUCCCAAACCUCUCCUCCUGCUAAUUUUACUGCCUGCAAUCCUAUCUCUCCAAUCAGCUUUGGCUGUGGACUUUGUGUUCAAUGGCUUCAACUCCUCAGACAUGCUGCUUCUCUACGGCAACGCCACCGUCGAAUCUCGAAUUCUAACACUCACAAACAGCACAAAUUUCUCCAUCGGCCGAGCACUUUACAAGUCCAAGAUCCCCGCCAAGGCACCAAACUCUUCGUAUGUGCUUCCUUUCUCAACUUCUUUCAUUUUCUCCAUUGCUCCUUACAAGAACACUCUCCCUGGCCAUGGCAUGGUUUUCAUUUUCACCCCGGUUACCGGCAUCAAAGGCACGAGCCCAAGCCAGCAUCUUGGGCUCUUCAAUUUCACCAACGAGGGCAGCCCCAGCAACCAUGUGUUUGGUGUGGAAUUUGAUGUGUUCGAGAAUGAAGAGUUCCAGGACAUUAACGACAACCAUGUUGGUAUUGAUGUGAAUUCCCUUAAGUCUGUAGAAGCACAUGAGGCAGGGUAUUGGCCUGAAAAUAGCGAUGGCAGUGACGACAAGGAUUUCAAGAAAUUGAAGCUGAACAGUGGAGAAAAUUACCAAGUUUGGAUUGAUUAUAAGGAUUUCUUUAUUAAUGUUACUAUGGUAAGAGCGGGCAUGCAAAGGCCUCGAACCCCAAUUUUGAGUGCUUUUUAUAAUUUAUCUGAUGUUUUUGAGGAUGAAAUGUUUGUUGGGUUCACAAGUUCAACAGGGCAGUUGGUUGAGAGCCAUAAGGUUUUGGCUUGGAGCUUUAGCAAUUCCAACUUUUCGUUGAGUGAGAGCUUGAUCACUUCGGGUUUGCCUUCUUUUGUGCUUCCAAAAAGUCCGAUUUUCAAGUCAAAAGGUUUUAUUGCAGGAAUUGUAGUGGGUGGUUUGUUUGUAAUUGGUGUAUGUGCUCUGUUUUCUCUGUUUUUGAUUAAGAGGCAUAGGAGGCUAGCAAGGGAGAGAGAGGAUAUGGAGGACUGGGAAUUGGAGUUCUGGCCGCAUAGAAUUACUUAUCAGGAAAUCGAAGCGGCUACGAAGAGUUUCGGAGAAGAAAAUGCGAUCGGGGUUGGAGCCAAUGGGAAGGUUUACAAAGGUGUUUUGGCAGGAGGGGCAGAAGUUGCAGUGAAGCGCAUUUCACAUGAAAAUGAUGGAAUGAGAGAGUUCUUGGCUGAAAUUUCAAGCAUCGGGAGAUUGAAGCACAGGAACUUGGUAGGGUUGAGAGGUUGGUGUAAGAGAGAGAAGGGUAGCUUCAUGCUGGUCUAUGAUUAUAUGGAAAAGGGAAGUUUGGACAAGAGGGUGUUUGAUUGUGAUGAGAGUAAGAUGUUGAGCUUUGAAGAUAGAAUUAGGAUUUUGAGAGAUGUGGCUUCAGGGGUUUUAUACUUGCAUGAGGGUUGGGAAUCCAAGGUCCUACAUAGGGACAUUAAGGCAAGCAAUGUGCUACUUGAUAAGGAAAUGAAAGGAAGGCUUGGGGAUUUUGGGUUGGCAAGGAUGCAUGGUCAUGGUGAAGUGCUUGGCACCACUAGGGUGGUUGGAACCAUAGGGUACCUGGCCCCGGAAAUCAUACGGGUCGGGCGAGCAUCGGAUCAAACUGAUGUGUUUGGGUUCGGGAUCUUGAUUUUGGAAGUAAUGUGUGGGAGGAGGCCUAUAGAAGAUGGGAAGCCACCUUUGGUGGAAUGGGUGUGGCAACUUAUGGUACAAGGCAAAUUAAUGGAUGCGUUUGAUGAGAGGCUUAGGGCUAAAGGAGAGUUCAACGAGGAGGAAGUGGAGAGAGUGCUGCAUUUGGGAUUGUUAUGUGCAUAUCCUGAACCAAAUGCUAGACCAUCAAUGAGACAAGUGGUCAAAGUCUUGGAGGGGAAGAAUGAUCAGCCGGAGGAGUCUGAAACUGAGGAUAUGGAUGCAUAUUUGCUCCACAAGUUGCAAUCCAAAGAGAUGUGGUCUGAUUUUUCUCAAACUUUUAGGUAUGGAUCAGCACACCCAACUUUUGAGGAUAUUAAGCAGUCCAUAUCCACUUCAAUGUCUCUGUCUUGGUCCAAUACUAGCAUGGUGGAGGGCAGGUGA
Molecule: messenger RNA, 2091 nt
Organism: Prunus armeniaca (apricot)
Lineage: Eukaryota; Viridiplantae; Streptophyta; Magnoliopsida; Rosales; Rosaceae
Source: the annotation of a GenBank genome assembly